AUGUUUUCCUGGCUAGCAAAAGCCUUUGAUACCGCUCUCAGACUACCUGGGACCAUGGAUCUCAAGCAAGUCUCAGGCAUGAUCAUUGACGCUUUCGACAAUGUCAUGGGAAAGGACUCUCAGGGCCUGCAGGAAAGCAGACAUGCACCUAAGAAAAAAGAUAAAGCAAAGGAAUUGAAGUAUUCUCGGCAGGUCGGUCCUCCUUCCGUCCAUUUCUCUCUCCUUCUUAGUGUUCGUUUCAGCAUUGUGUUUGUGCACCUGAUUACAUCGGCGUCUUCGCACAAGCAGGCCAUGCACACGGUUGCCCCCGUCAACAAAACCCCACGUACCUCUAGUGGACUUUCUUUUCCUUCCAACAUCCGCCCCGUUAAACCUUGCCACUCAUCUGGCGAUUCUUCAUACAAUUCCUACACUCCAUCCAAGAUGGCUGAACUCGCAAAGGAGUAUCCCGUCGCUGACGUGGAUGAUGCUGCUGGCUUCAUGGCCUUUGCUCGAGCUCUUAGAGAGAAGAAGGCUCGUGAGGCUGCCGCUGCGGCCAAAACUCAGGCUGAUCAGGAUACUUCUACUCAGCUGAAUGGCUUCGCUAAUGGUUCCAAUGACUUUGGCGGACAGUCUCCUGUUGAUGCCAAUGGAUCUGCUCCCGUGUCUGCUUCCAACGACGCGUGGCCCUCUGAAGCCCCCCACUCGCGUAAUGACGACGGCUUUGGUGACUUUGAAAACAACACUGAUAACAACGACACGACUCUGAUGCCUGGCAUCGUUGAAGGCGCUGAAGCUCCCAAGACCUCCGCUUCCGGCUUCCGCGGCGAUGCGGCUGAGUUCAUCCUGCAGGAAACUCCUGUUGCAGCUUCUGAGAAUGCUGUCUCAGCUACUAAGUCUUCUGACCAUGCUGUCGUUGAAGAGGAUCGUGAGAACCUUACUACCUUCAAGUCUUGGGGUACCCCUGUCGCGCGUGACAAGCCAGCGGCUCAAGUUAGACGCGUCAUUAUCAAGGGACUUCCUUCCGCUUGGAGUACUCCCGCCAAAGUUCUGUCACUUAUCCAUGGUGGUAUGGUUGAGAGCAUCCACAUCACUCCUACCGGCAACCAAGCCCAUAUCCUUUUCUGCGACCACGAGGCCUGCAGGGCUUUCUUUGACAAGUACCCCAAUGGCAUUGACAUUGACAAGGAGAAGAGAAAAACCGUCUUCGUGGAGAUGGGCAAAGAAGUCGAUGUCAUCAGCUCUCAGCUUUCUUUCAAUCUCUCCAUUGGCAGCACCCGUGUUGUCCGCGCAGUUGGUGUCAGCAUGAACAUCAACAUGGGCGAACUCCUUAAGUUAGCCGGCACCAACAAUCGCAAGGUGGAGAAGAUCGUGGACUCCUGCGUCCCUGGAGAGCCACGCAACGUUGUCUUCCGCUUCUGCAGUAUCGAUGAUGCUGUCAGAUUCCGCGCGGCCAUCCUUCGCGAUGCUGAUUGGGAACAUUGCAACAUCCAGCACGCAGCGGACCCUUGCGAGCUCGCCACCGGAUUUCAUGCCGAUUGA
Messenger RNA from Aspergillus lentulus, 1521 nucleotides. RefSeq lists its product as uncharacterized. NCBI's taxonomy places the organism in Eukaryota, Fungi, Ascomycota, Eurotiomycetes, Eurotiales, Aspergillaceae. The record is from RefSeq and is a predicted model, not a curated record.